Papaver somniferum (opium poppy) is the source of this 1854-nucleotide messenger RNA. RefSeq names its product GDSL esterase/lipase At5g55050-like. The record is from RefSeq and is a predicted model, not a curated record. Lineage: Eukaryota; Viridiplantae; Streptophyta; Magnoliopsida; Ranunculales; Papaveraceae. The coding region runs from base 721 to 1836 and encodes 371 amino acids. The transcript has 6 exons. Gene Ontology annotation, molecular function: hydrolase activity, acting on ester bonds.
GGAGGCGAAAGCUGCCAGAGUGUUUGUUGCUACAGUUGAAAGCAGUCGAAUUGCGGGAAUUUUAUGGGACGAAAAGGGAGCUGAAUGUUAUAAAUUUCUUUUUAAAAGAGUCACUGGUUUUGCAGACAAUGGAUAUAGUAUUUUCUUCAACUUUCCCGCUAAGCUGGAAGGAUUUUUCAACUUUUCCGCAAGGAUGGAAGAAUUCUCCAGCUUUCUGGGAAAGCUGGAGGAUUAUUCAACUUGGCUGCAAGUCAUGAAGGACGAAUUUAGGCAAAGGAUGCUGAAAACCAUGAAGGACGAUGUCAUGGAAAGGAUACUGAUGCUUCCAAAAGGCUCUACAGACUGUGCGAUCAAUUUCUCAUCAUAAAACAUUCAGGAAAGUUUCUGUUUUUUUUUCCCAGUACCAACUUUACAAGUAGGAGAUUAUUUAAGGGUACUUCACUAUAGGAACUCUUCGGGGGACACACUACAGUAGCAUAGGCGUUUGUAGCUAGUACCUAGAGUACGAGAACACCUGAUUAGGUCAGUGGUGAGUGAACUCUAACUGGCUUAACGAUUUUAUAAAUUCCCUUCUGUCUUUUGUUGCACUCAUCAUUUCUUUUUGGUAGAAUAUCAAUAUAUCCUCAUUUCAUUACAUUAAAAAUAUAUCUUCUUCCCUUGAAAAUAGGCUAGUAAUAUGGAUGGUCGAAUAAUACAGUCUGGAGUCUUCACACCUGUCAUAUGUCGUCUAACAAGAAACCUGAUUGUUUUAUAAUUUCUGGCAGGUUCAAUCAAUCACUCGGAGAAAAGAAAAAUACUGUAGAAGGAAUUGGCCAAGUUCCAGCUGUUAUUGUAUUCGGAGACUCGCUUGUUGAUGUUGGUAACAAUAAUCACUUGAAGCUUUCCAUUCUUAAGUCUAAUUUUCCUCAUAACGGUAUCGAUUAUCCCAACCACAAAGCAACUGGAAGGUAUAGCAAUGGAAAGAAUGCUGCUGAUUUCUUCUCUGAGAAUUUAGGAUUAGCGGCAUCCCCACCGUAUCUCUCCAUUAAAUCAGCUUCAGAUAAGGUCCAGGUGUUGCUUGAUCAGGGUGGAAUUAAUUUUGCAUCAGGAGGAGCCGGAAUCUUGAAUGAAACAAACAAACUAUUUAAACAAGCCAUCUCACUCAGCGAACAGAUAACACAUUUUACAACACUGCAUGGAGUGUUCAAGCAACAGUUAGGAACCGUUCAAGCACAAACAUACUUGGAAAAAUCUGUGUUUCUUAUUGCAAUUGGUAGCAACGACAUUCUUGACAAAUUUAAAGGUGUGAGUUUGAGUCUGCAACCUGAAUCUUCAGGUGAUGAGUUCAUAAACUCUCUGAUGGUAGUACUGAAAAGCAAGUUAAAGACAAUUUACAAUCUUGGAGCACGCAAAUUUGCUCUGGUUGGACUCGGGAUGAUAGGGUGUUGUCCGAAACUGAGAAGAAAAAAUCCUACGGGUGAAUGCAAUGAGCAAGCGAAUUACUGGUCUGUUAAGUACAACAAAGCUGUUAAAUCACUCUUGCAAGAACUGAAAGAAGAGCUUACAGACAUUAACUAUUCCUUAAUAAACACUUACGAUAUCAUGGCCAAUUUCUUGCAACAACCAGCACUUUAUGGGUUCAGUGAGAUAAAAUCCGCUUGCUGCGGGGCGGGGAAAUUCAGAGCAAAAGUCCCAUGCCUACCUAUUGCAGUGUACUGUAAGAAUAGGAGAGACCAUGUAUUCUGGGAUCUAUACCAUCCAACUGAAGCUGCUACUAAAAUAAUUAUGAAUGAAUUCUUUAUGGGCACGGAAAAGUAUGUUUACCCUGUUAAUUUGAAGCAAUUGCUGGAAAUAUAAAAUGGGAUUGAUUGACUA